AUGCCGCCCGUGCCUGACGUCGGUCACCACACAUUGCGAGACUUUUCGUCGCAGCCUGAGUACGCCAUCCGCGUGUGGAAAGAAGUCUACACCCGCGGCGCCGCUACUGGUGCCGUUUCAUACUAUCGUCAUGCCAACCAAAACUCGUGGAAACACUUGAUUAUUGCUGGUACAAUGAACCUCGCUAUUGUCCCUUUCACGAAGGCGUUUAUGCUGCCGACCAAUAACGCCCUGCUGGCCGCUGCGAGAGGGUCCGCGUUUGAGCUGGGCUGA
This is a messenger RNA of Colletotrichum truncatum, 273 nucleotides long. RefSeq lists its product as uncharacterized. Lineage: Eukaryota; Fungi; Ascomycota; Sordariomycetes; Glomerellales; Glomerellaceae. The record is from RefSeq and is a predicted model, not a curated record.